Messenger RNA from Knipowitschia caucasica, 1452 nucleotides. The record is from the annotation of a GenBank genome assembly. NCBI's taxonomy places the organism in Eukaryota, Metazoa, Chordata, Actinopteri, Gobiiformes, Gobiidae.
AUGGAGAUACAGCAUAACCCUGACCCUGUGGACAUCAUGAGGCAAUCUGUGGUCAAUGUCCUGGUUAUAAAACAGAGGUGUGGAGACGGCAGGGCGGCUGUGGCUGCAGAGGAGGCUGUGGUCAGAGGAGGCUGUGGUCAGAGGAGGCUGUGGCCGCAGAAAAGGCUGUGGUCAGAGGAGGCUGUGGUCAGAGGAGUCUGUGGCUGCAGAGGAGGCUGUGGUCAGAGGAGACUGUGGCUGCAGGAGGCUGUGGCCGCAGAGGAGGCUGUGGUCAGAGGAGGCUGUGGCUGCAGGAGGCUGUGGUCAGAGGAGUCUGUAGUCAGAGGAGGCUGUGGCUGCAGAGGAGGCUGUGGUCAGAGGAGUCUGUGGUCAGAAGAGGCUGUGGCUGCAGGAGGCUGUGGUCAGAGGAGGCUGUGGUCAGAGGAGGCUGUGGCUGCAGAGGAGGCUGUGGCUGCAGAGGAGGCUGUGGUCAGAGGAGGCUGUGGCUGCAGAGGAGGCUGUGGUCAGAGGAGUCUGUGGUCAGAGGAGGCUGUGGCUGCAGGAGGCUGUGGUCAGAGGAGGCUGUGGUCAGAGGAGGCUGUGGCUGCAGAGGAGGCUGUGGUCAGAGGAGGCUGUGGCUGCAGGAGGCUGUGGCCGCAGAGAAGGCUGUGGUCAGAGGAGGCUGUGGUCAGAGGAGGCUGUGGCUGCAGGAGGCUGUGGCCGCAGAGGAGGCUGUGGUCAGAGGAGGCUGUGGCUGCAGGAGGCUGUGGCCGCAGAGGAGGCUGUGGCCGCAGAGGAGGCUGUGGCCGCAGAGGAGGCUGUGGCUGCAGGAGGCUGUGGUCAGAGGAGGCUGUGGCUGCAGAGGAGGCUGUGGUUGCAGAGGAGGCUGUGGCUGCAGAGGAGGUUGUGGUUGCAGAGGAGGCUGUGGCCGCAGAGGAGGCUGUGGUCAGAGGAGGCUGUGGCUGCAGGAGGCUGUGGUCAGAGGAGUCUGUAGCUGCAGAGGAGGCUGUGGCUGCAGGAGGCUGUGGUCAGAGGAGUCUGUGGCUGCAGGAGGCUGUGGUCAGAGGAGUCUGUGGCUGCAGAGGAGGCUGUGGCUGCAGGAGGCUGUGGUCAGAGGAGUCUGUGGCUGCAGGAGGCUGUGGUCAGAGGAGUCUGUGGCUGCAGAGGAGGCUGUGGCUGCAGGAGGCUGUGGUCAGAGGAGGCUGUGGCUGCAGGAGGCUGUGGUCAGAGGAGUCUGUGGCUGCAGAGGAGGCUGUGGAGGCUGUGGCCGCAGAGGAGGCUGUGGUCAGAGGAGGCUGUGGUCAGAGGAGGCUGUGGCUGCAGGAGGCUGUGGCCGCAGAGGAGGCUGUGGCUGCAGAGGAGGCUGUGGCUGCAGAGGAGGCUGUGGCUGCAGAGGAGGCUGUGGCUGCAGGAGGCUGUGGUCAGUGUCAAGGAGGAAAAUUGGAUUUAAAACCUCUACAGUCACAGGACUGA